CUUACUUAAGGCCACAUCAGCUGUUCUGCUUGUUUAUGAGAACAAUAAAAUAUUGCAUUUGUUAUUGUUGUAAAGACACAAAUUUAUAAAAGUAAGAUACAACAAAUUCAAAUUGUGUGCGAAACCUAACGGAUACCAGGUUGCCUUGGCAACCCGGCGACCAAAACAACGAACGCAGUCGGGAAACAAAAAUCUUUCUUACCAGCAACCAAAGGUGUUCUCCUAUAAGGCAAAAAAUGUUUAUACUAGACAGAAUCUUGCCCUUUAUAGUUAGCUAUAUAAGGCCGUUUAUCAAGUGGUUCCUCCACGCAUUCACCCGGCUGUCCGAGCUGCAAAGGAUCUGCUAUGGCGCUCGGGCUGGUGCCAGUCGGACGAGUCAAGUCGAGAGAUCUCUGACGUUGUCCAAGACGCCGCAAAUAAGGCGCCUAGUUCUUGACCUUGAUGAGGCGGCGCCGUAUGUGGACAACAGGGAGCUGCUGGAAUUCGCACCCCGCGCCGCUCGUGUUGUGAUGCAAUCCAAGCGCAUUAAGAGCAAUGUGCAUCCGGACUUUGCCCGGCUCUUUGGGACCUGCGUGACCAGCAUCUGGGGUUACCGCCGGCUGAUGCAUCAGGUAGAGCAGAUGCGAGCGGAACGGUACGACUCCGAUAACCUCGAACACGAGCAGAAGCUGUUGCGAUUGUGGCAACUCCUUAUGCCAGAGGCUCCACUUACGGGACGGGUUAGCAAACAGUGGCAGGACAUCGGCUUUCAGGGUGACGAUCCCAAGACGGAUUUUCGUGGAAUGGGCAUGCUUGGUUUGGAGAAUUUGCUCUACUUUGCCACCGAAUACAAUGAUGCCGCUAAACAUGUGCUCCUGCAUUCCAUGCAUCCCACUUUGGGCUACACCUACGCUAUCGUGGGCAUUAAUCUCACUUCGAUGGCUUUCAAUCUAGUUAAAACGGGAGCCGCUAAGACGCACUUCUACAAUCUGGUGGUCCAGCACAAGCAGGACUUUAGCACAGUGGAGGAUUUCCACAAGUUAUACUGCUAUCUAUUCUUUGAGUUUGAUCGAUUCUGGAAGGACAGUGAUCCACGCAAUGUUAUGGACUUUCGCGAGAUAUAUCAGGCCUUUGAAAUCACCAAACUGGAGGCCUUACACAAUGAUAGCACUAUUUUUAAAACAAAUUUGGUUGUAGAAUCCGUUUAACACACUUUCGCUGUCCCUAUAGUCCAAACAUUAAAAAAAACGUAAACGCUAUCUAAAUUGUUUCCAGUCUAGUAUUUGUUUUUAAUAAUAAACGAUAUAUUUUGAUUUUUA
Molecule: messenger RNA, 1298 nt
Organism: Drosophila serrata
Lineage: Eukaryota; Metazoa; Arthropoda; Insecta; Diptera; Drosophilidae
Product: ELMO domain-containing protein 2
Molecular function (GO): GTPase activator activity
Source: RefSeq, a predicted model, not a curated record